Molecule: messenger RNA, 568 nt
Organism: Pocillopora damicornis (cauliflower coral)
Lineage: Eukaryota; Metazoa; Cnidaria; Anthozoa; Scleractinia; Pocilloporidae
Product: SNARE-associated protein Snapin
Biological process (GO): lysosome localization; intracellular protein transport; regulation of synaptic vesicle exocytosis
Cellular component (GO): BLOC-1 complex; synaptic vesicle; BORC complex
Molecular function (GO): SNARE binding
Source: RefSeq, a predicted model, not a curated record
CACUGUGUCGCUUAAACAAAGAUGGCGGAGAAAGUGGCCGAUACGAAGGAAACGAAAUCAGCCGUAGGAUCAGGUGAAGGCCAUCAAGACGCUUUCAGGGAGGGCAUUCUGCAAAUGUUUCGACCGGCAGUUGAAGAACUGGACAGUAAAGCUCUAAGUGUGAGGAAAAGUCAAGUUGAGUUACGUGAACAAAUUGACAAGUUAGCACAAGAUCUGCAUAGAUUGUCUGAGCUUCAAGAGUUCCCAAUCGACCUCGAACCAUAUGUAAAGAAACUGAUGAAUUCAAGAAGAAGAGUUAUGUUGGUAAACAACAUACUACAAAAUGCUCAGGAAAGACUUGGAAGGCUUCAUCAAAGUGUCACAAGAGAGACUGCAAGGAGGAAAGCUCUGCUGGAACCAUCUGAGUUUUCAUGAUAGUGUCAACUAAAAUAUACAGUACAAGGGUAUUAAUGGACAAAUAUUGGAUGGUAUACUUUUAUGAAUAGUUGUAGAUAUGAUUAUUAAAAUUUCUUUAAAAAAAAAAAUAAUCAUGAAUGCACAACACAUAUUAAAGUGAAUUUGAAUCAUG